Strongylocentrotus purpuratus (purple sea urchin) is the source of this 423-nucleotide messenger RNA. RefSeq lists its product as uncharacterized. Bases 1 to 423 code for a protein of 140 amino acids. The transcript has 2 exons. The record is from RefSeq and is a predicted model, not a curated record. Lineage: Eukaryota; Metazoa; Echinodermata; Echinoidea; Camarodonta; Strongylocentrotidae.
AUGGAUGAUAUAGUAGUCACAUGCAAAGGGGUCACCAAGCUGCUGAAACGCUUAAAACCUCACAUAGCAACAUGGCCAGACGAAAUCUCUGCCAGAAUGUUGAAGGAAACCGCCGAACAGAUCUCCCCUGCGAUUACCCUGCUUUUCCAAGCCUCCCUUCAUCAAGGAUGCGUUCCAUCGAUGUGGAAGAAGGCACUUGUAGUUCCCAUCUACAAGAAGGGCUGCAAGUCACCCCCGGGACUGGAAGACAAGGGUCAGUACGAUGUUAUCCUACUAGACUUUGCUAAGGCCGUUGACAAGGUAUCUCACAAACGACUCUUUCUCAAAGCCAAACAUUGUGGUAUACACGGCCUUACUCUUCAGUGGAUCGAGAACUUCCUGACUGGCCGUACCCAACAAGUCAUACCGGAGGGCCACCUCUGA